Molecule: messenger RNA, 3640 nt
Organism: Ornithorhynchus anatinus (platypus)
Lineage: Eukaryota; Metazoa; Chordata; Mammalia; Monotremata; Ornithorhynchidae
Gene: JAG2
Product: jagged canonical Notch ligand 2
Exons: 27
Coding region: 41-3640 (1199 amino acids)
Biological process (GO): Notch signaling pathway; heterophilic cell-cell adhesion; multicellular organism development
Cellular component (GO): plasma membrane; protein-containing complex
Molecular function (GO): Notch binding; calcium ion binding
Source: RefSeq, a predicted model, not a curated record
GGGGCUGCUGCUGGCCCUGUGCGUGCAGGCCGCCCGGCCCAUGGGCUAUUUCGAGCUGCAGCUGCGGUCGGUGCGCAACGCCAACGGGGAGCUGCUGAGCGGAGACUGCUGCGACGGCGACAGGCCCGGCCCGGCCGGGGCCUGCGGGCGCGACGAAUGCGACACCUACGUGAGGGUCUGCCUCAAGGAGUACCAGGCCAAGGUCACCGCCACCGGGGCCUGCAGCUACGGACACGGAGCCACGCCCGUCCUGGGGGGCAACACCUUCCGCCUGCCCGACCCCGGGCCCGGACGCCGAGGCCCGCGGCCCGGACGGGUGGUCAUCCCCUUCCAGUACGCCUGGCCGAGGUCCUUCACGCUGAUCAUCGAGGCCUGGGACUGGGACAACGACACCCGGAAUGGCCGUGCAGACGCCCUGCUGAUCGACAGGGUGACCCACGCGGGGCUGAUUAACCCCGAGGACCGCUGGAAGAGCCUGCAGUUCCACGGCCACGUGGUGAACCUGGAGGCCACCAUCCGGGUCAAGUGCGACGAGAACUACUACAGCACCACCUGCAACAAGUUCUGCCGGCCCCGCGACGACUUCGUGGGCCACUACAGCUGCGACCAGUACGGCAACAAGGCCUGCAUGGAGGGCUGGAUGGGCAAAGACUGCAAGCAAGCGGUUUGCAAGCAAGGGUGCAAUCUGCUGCAUGGAGGCUGCAGCGUGCCAGGAGAGUGCAAGUGUCACUACGGCUGGCAGGGUCAGUUCUGCGAUGAAUGUGUGCCCUACCCCGGCUGUCUCCGCGGGAGCUGCAGCGAGCCUUGGCAGUGCAACUGCGAGACUAACUGGGGCGGCCUGCUGUGCAACAAAGACCUGAACUAUUGCGGCAACCAUCACCCCUGCACCAACGGCGGCACCUGCAUGAACACGGAGCCGAACGAGUACCACUGCGCCUGCCCUGACGGCUACUCGGGGAAGAACUGCGAGAUCGCGGAGCACGCCUGCGUCUCCAACCCCUGUGCCAACGGGGGAGUCUGCCAUGAGGUCCCCGCGGGGUUCGAGUGCCACUGCCCCCCGGGCUGGAGCGGCCCCACCUGCGCCGUCGACAUCGACGAGUGCACCUCCAACCCCUGCGCCCAGGGGGGCACCUGCGUGGACCUGGUCAACGGCUUUGAGUGCAUCUGCCCUCAGCAGUGGGUGGGCACCACGUGCCAGCUCGAUGCUAAUGAGUGUGAGGGCAAACCCUGUCUUAAUGCUUUCUCUUGCAAAAAUCUGAUUGGUGGAUAUUUCUGUGACUGCGUCCCCGGUUGGCAAGGAGUGAAUUGUCACAUCAAUAUCAACGACUGUCGGGGGCAGUGCCAGCAUGGGGGCACGUGCAAGGAUGAGGUGAACGGGUACCAGUGCCUGUGUCCCCGGGGCUUCGUGGGCAAGAACUGUGAGGUGGAGCGGGACGAGUGUGCCAGCAACCCCUGCCAAAAUGGCGGGCUCUGCCAGGACCUGCUCAGCGCCUUCCGUUGCCGCUGCCCUCAAGGGUUUUCGGGCCUCUUCUGUGAGGUGGACAUCGACUUCUGCGAGCCAAACCCCUGCCACAACGGGGCCCGGUGCUACGAUCUGGACGGUGACUACUACUGCGCCUGCCCGGACGGCUUCACCGGCAAGAACUGCUCCCACCCAAAGGAUCCCUGCCGGAACAGCUCCUGCAAAGUGAUUGACAGCUGCGAGAUUGAAGUCUUCACCAACAUGACCCGCUUCAUCUCCUCAAACGUGUGUGGACCCCACGGGCGCUGCGUCAGCCAGCCGGGUGGCAACUUCACCUGCGCCUGCGACAGCGGCUUCACCGGAGCCUACUGCCACGAGAACAUCAACGACUGCCUGGGGCGGCCCUGCCGGAACGGCGGAACCUGUAUCGACGAGGUGGACGCGUUCAGAUGCUUCUGUCCCAGCGGCUGGGAGGGCGAGCUGUGCGAUACCAAUCUCAACGACUGCUCGCCCAACCCGUGUCACAACGGCGGCCGGUGUGUGGACCUGGUGAACGAUUUCUACUGCGAAUGCCAAGAUGGCUGGAAGGGGAAGACUUGCCAUUCCCGAGAGUACCAGUGCGAUGCCAACACCUGCAGUAACGGCGGGACUUGCUAUGACAGCGGGGACACCUUCCGCUGCGCCUGUCCUCCCGAGUGGAAGGGCAGCACCUGCAACACAGCCAGGAACAGCAGCUGCCUCCCUAACCCCUGCCUCAACGGGGCCACCUGCGUGGGCAGCGGAGAAUCCUUCUCCUGCAUCUGUCGUGAGGGCUGGGAGGGCCGCGUCUGCAGCCAGAACACCAACGAUUGCAAUCCUCACCCAUGCUACAACGGUGGCAUCUGCGUGGACGGCGUGAACUGGUUCCGCUGCGAGUGCGCUCCGGGCUUCGCCGGGCCCGACUGUCGCAUCAACAUCGACGAGUGCCAGUCUGCUCCCUGUGCCUAUGGUGCCACCUGUGUAGACGAGAUCAACGGCUUCAGGUGUACCUGUCCUCCCGGCAGGGCCGGUCCCCGCUGCCAGGAAGUGAUCGGAUUUGGGAAGUCAUGCGGAUAUCGGGGGACCCCGUUCCCCCACGGGAGCCGAUGGAGCGAAGCCUGCAAUUCCUGCCACUGUCUGGAUGGCCGCGUCGACUGCACCAAGGUUUGGUGCGGCCAGAAGCCCUGCCUGCUGCCACGGCCGCCGGACUUUAGCCGCGACCAGUGCCCCCCGGGACAAGAGUGCCGCGAGGAGGGCUACCCCAAGUGUUUCCAGCCACCCUGUGAAGCCUGGGGCCAGUGCGGGCCCGCCGUCGCCACGGAGCCCCUGCCCGCCGGCACCAAGUGCCAGCCCAACUCCGGCUUCCUGGACAACAACUGUGCUCGCGUCACCCUCAUCUUCAACCGGGACAAGGUGCCCCAGGGAGUCACGGUGGAAAACAUCUGCAGUGACAUCCGCUACCUGCCAGCUGCCCGGACCGUGUCUCGGGAGCGGAUGCUGGUGGUGUUCUGCGACCUGUCCCACAGCACCGAGAACGCGGUGGAAGUCGCCAUCUCCUUCAGCCCGUCGCAGGACGAACAGGACAACAGCCUGAUCCAGAACGCGGCCAACACGCUGGUCAAUGCCAUUACCAAGCGCCAGAACAGCACGGUGAUGCUGGCGGUCACCGAGGUCAAGGUGGAGACCAUCGUCGUGGGGAGCUCGUCCACGGACUCCCUGGUGCCGGUCCUCUGCGCCGUGUUCAGCGCCGUGUGGCUGACCUGCGUCGUGCUGUGCGUCUGGUGGACCCGCAAGAGGAGAAAAGAGCGCGAGAGGGGCCAGCUGGCGCGAGAAGAUGGCGGAGCCAGCAACCAGUGGGCCCCGCUCAACCCCAUCCGCAACCCCAUCGACCGGCCCUUCGGCAGCAAGGACGCGCCCCACGAGUGCCGGAACUUCCUGGGCCCGCCCCGCAGGGCCCGCCCCGGGGGCGGCGGCGACCACGGCGGCCGGGGCUACGAGGUGGGCGAGGACUACGACGAGGAGGACGAGGAGGACGAAGGGUCCCUGGACCGCUCGCAGGAAUCGCCCGGGAAGAAGCCCUGCCCCUCGGGGCCCCCCAAAGUGGACAACCGGGACGUCAAGAAUGUGAACGUGUCCCCCGUGGAGGUGGGGAAGGGGUAG